CAUGUUGAAGCGUACAUGGCAGAGAUAAGGAAAGAUACAAAACUAAGCACGUUGGUAAAAAGACAAAACUCAAAUCAAGGAGAUUAUAAUCAGCACUACCGCUGGAAGAACAGCAGCUAAAAUCACCAAUGACUUUGUGAAGGUCUUUCAGUGACGUUGGAAAAAGAAACCAGUCUUUCAAAUUCAAAUGUGAAAAUAAACUAUCACAUAUGCAUAGAGAUUAGAAAAUGCAGAAUGAUGGCGUCGAACACAACAAAAGUCAUCAACGUUUGUCCAGUGUGCCUGGAUUCCAAACCACUAAAGAUAGUUGGCCGAUGCAAGCACUGUUUUUGUACUGAAUGCAUCUUGAUCACUCUUGGAAGCCAUGAAGGUGACGAGUUUCCCUGCCCGACGUGUAAGGUGGAGUGCCCUCGCCCGUGGGACGGUGUCAAGGGAAUGGUGGAUUUCACCGGGGAGGACGUGGCAGUUGUGGACACUGUGGUGAAAACAGAACAAAAAGGAGGAUAUGGGGAGAGAGAGCUUCAACCAAUGGGUAGAGGGAAGGCUGGGGCAGAAACAGAACGUCCUCCGAACAAAAGAAGAGGACUAGGGAACGGAGAAAAGAGAGAUGGAAACAAAGCGGGUAUUACGAUGGAUGUAAAAUGUACGAUCUGUCACCACAAGAAGAAGGAGGUCCAAGCUGUGAACUUGUGCGUCGAAUGCGGCAACCUUCAUAUCUGCGAGGAGUGUACAAAGGUCCAUGCGAGGAAUAAAGCGACGCAGGGACAUGUCGUGGUGCGGUUUAGGUCUGAGACGAAGCAGCAGGAUGCCAUGUGUGAGAAACACGACUCCUCUUUGAACAGUUUUUGUCAUGACUGCGUAACAGCUGCGUGUAUGGUCUGUGUUAUGCUUGACCAUGGAGAGCACACCGUGGAAAAGCUUGUAGAUGUUGUUGACAAAAAGGUUGCUGAAAUGAAAGUCACUUUAGAAAAAAAGCAGGAAAAGCUUAAAGAUCUCAAGGACUUGAAGAAAGACUUAGCACAACUGAAACUAAUGGUGCCUGUGGUUGACAAGCAGGAUAUUUUGAUCAAAGAAAUUGAGGAUCAUGCCCAGAAGUGUAUCGAACAAAUCACAAAAUGGAAGGCGGAGUUGAAAGAACAGGUCAAGGUGGACUACAAAGUUGUCAAGGACAUUCCAGUUGGAUUUGAGAAGUUGUCAGAGAUGGUUGAGGAACUGCAGGCGCCCACUGAGAGAGCAGGGAGACUGCUUACAGAGACUGAGUAUGAGCCGGAAUAUCUUUACAAACUGACUGCAUUGAAGCAGGAGAUGGAUGCUAUGGUUGAUGGAGAGGGUUACAUUGAAGAAAAGGGGUAUAGAAAACAGCUACGUGUGCUACAUCGAAAACACCACACCUUUUUUCCGCAGGAAAUACCUUUGAGUUUUGGAAGAUUGGACUGUGCUGAUGAAGAAGAAGAAGAUGAAGAAAUCUUCGAGAAGACCAUGCAAGUGUCUUCAGAGGAUAUGUUUAUUCCAUGUGUAGCAAACCUUGGUCAAAUGUUUGCAGUCGCUCAUCCAACAAGAUUAGGGGAACCAUCAUUGGCCAUAGACAUCUACAAACUCCCUGGCACCCUAAAACACACCUUCAAGGAUCACGUCCCUCCGCUGUAUGAGAUGUCCUCCACUCCCGAUGGUAAACUUGCUGUACUUUCCAACGGUACAGGAGGCACUGGAUGCAGCGUCAAACUGUUUGAUCCAGACGCUGGUUACAUCAGCUCCACCCGUGACAUCGACAUAACAGAACCACUUUCCCUUGGUGUGACCCUACAACACCAGUACGUCAUCCUUGGAGGGAACGAAGAGGGGCAGAAAGUUAUCACUGUUGUUGACAAGAGUGGUGUUGUGGAACAUACACGUAGAAUUGACAAAGACUUCAAGAGUGAAUCUGAUGCAGCCUCCACUGUUGCAGUACAUAUCCCCAAAAGGAUAACAUGUGGGGGAAGAUUCGUCUUCGUCAGCGUGGACAUCUAUAGGGCUGUUUAUGAGAUCACAGACACAGAAAUACAUGUACAUGUACAUGAGACGGUUGUAGUCAAUCAGAAAGUCAAAUACAUAGAUAUCUCAGCAACAAUAUGGGACGAUUUCUUUUUGUUUACUGUUUAUUCAGAUAUGGUUUGGAUGGGCAUGUGCAAGUUGGAUACGGAUGAUGUGAGCAAGAGUGAGUGGUAUUACAGAGGUGGGAGAAAAAUAUGUGAUCUUGAGCCUGGAGAUGAAAGACCAAUAAGGUUCUCUGCUCGAGAUACUCACCUCGUUAUGAGUCAUGGUCAAACAAUCAGGGUGUACAAGAUUCCACAACGUUUGUUAAAAAUUUGAAAUCUGUGAUUGAAUUUGAAAAUUCAAAUUGUAUUUAUGCGUACUGAAUAUAAAUUUCAACAAUGCCAGCGUUUAGACACAUACAAACACUAAACAUACCAAGUUUCAGCAAAUUUGCAUGCAUGAUAACGGCACUAUGGCAUUGUGUAUAACUGCAUUUCUAUUUUCCUGACCAAUGAUUAAAUGCAACGGUGUACCCCUUACAAACAACCUUGGGACUGACAAUGCUGUCCUUAAUAGAGAGGUGUCCUGAUAACAGAGGUCAAGUUGUACAGAAAUGGCCCAUUUUGUAUCUAUGGUUGACAAGCAGGACAUUUUGAGAGGAGAAAUUGAGGCUUUGCUGCCACUGGGCCUCUUGAGUGUUUUCAGAUGGGCAAGUUGUGGUGUGUCAUAGUCAAAAAAUCAAGAUGAUAAAGGCCUACACAGUUAUAACAUUUGAAGACAGUACAACAUGACAUUAAUGUACUCAUGAAGUUCUCAUGACAGAAACUUCUAACAAGGGUGAAUCGCUAUUUUUUUAAACACAAACAGGGUUUCUGCCAGAGGGGGGCAAGGGGGCACUAGCCCUCAUCAGCAAAGUUGAGGGGUUUCAAAAUAUCGCUUUUUUAAGCUAAAUGAAAGAGAUAAGAUAAGGUGUGAAUCACUAUAAUGUCCUUAUCAGUUACUGACAACAUCCGGGAUGUGUCAGACAGUAUCAAACAGACUACUUGAGAGGGAAUUCAUCAGCUGUAUUUGCAUAACAUUUCAACGACAUAUAUUUAUCACUAUCUAUGUAUUCUUUUGCCGAUUUUCAAAAAUUCAUGUAGGAAAACCGGUGUUUUUGCACGUGAGUUUUUGGAUCUGAAAUGCUCGGAAAACGCAUUCUCCGGGCAUCUAGCCAAAAUUUUUUUUUUUUUUUGUAUCUGGGGGAUUCCAGGUCAACCAAUCUUGAUUUCAUUGUAGGCCACGCGAUAUACACACGAUGACUUGUGAUAAAAUACUCCAAAUGUUUAUGAAAUAUAACGCCACACUAAAUCACAUUUUCUCGACAAACCACACAUAGAUGUCUGGGGUCAAACAAUUAAAACAGCUGAGCUCAGCGAUAAAAAUACCCCAAAUAUUUCAAAGUCCGUGCCAAUAUUCGACAACCUCUAACAUGUCUUAUAAUAAUCAGCUGUUUCAAUCUCCAGGCAGGGGUUGAAUCAAAAUAUCACUGGCUGGAGAUCAGUUAAGGUAGCAGACGAUGAAUGUGUCAUGUGAUCAAAACAAAGUCACAUGAUGAGAUUGAGAAAACAUCAACAAAUUCAAGUUUUGGCAAUUUGGUUCAUGUUUAUCUUUUGGCCAGGUCCUUUUAAUGUAUGCUACACAACUGGUAUCUAUUGUACUGAAUAUUGCAUUACGGUGUGUAUUGUCUAUUGUAUUGAAUAUUGCAUUGUAUUAAUUGGUGUGUAUUGUCUAUUGUAAUGAAUAUUGCAUUGCAUUAGGCCAUGGGAAUGAUUAAUCCUGUUUACCGUCCGAGAGAUUUAAAAAGAUGAUGAGGCUUCUUUUCAUUUUUCAUUAUUCAUUAUCGGUUUACAGUCUGAUUUACUGGUCAAAACACGCGAUUCAGCAAGUUCCAGUAAAUGGAAAUCAGGUCGGUCAUCAACAUGAGGCAUUGAAAAAAUGUCAUUAUUAUGAUGAAGAGCCUACCCUGCCAAGUUUUUAUUGUGUUUUUCAAUCAUUUAAGGUAAAGAUGAACCACUGGAAAGAUUAUUUAAAUGAAAAAAUGAUGGCAACAAUAAAAUAAAUAGAUUUUUUAAAAAAUAAUGAAAAUAUUUCAUGUUCCUUCAGAACCCAUGUGGGAGGUGGACGGUAAACAGGAUUAAUAAUUCCCAUGGCCUUAUAAGGUGUGUAUUGUCUAUUGUGUCUAUUGUAAUGAAUAUUGCAUUGCAUGAUAUGGUAUGUAUUGUCAUGGAGGUAAUACCUCCUGGCAUUGUCAACGUUUUUCCGUGGCUUCGCUAGCUCUUUGGUCUUGGGGGGAGAGGUUCAAAAGGCUCUCGAGGGGGGCAAAAUGAUCAAUUUCUUUCGAAAUUUCCAUGGAAAUUCAUGAUAAAAACCACAUUUUUGGCGACCCCUUGGGACAGAGCCCCCCCCCCCACUGGAUCCACUCAUAUUUUGCUCUCUACACGUGCACUUUAUCUUAUGUAUUGUUGUGAAUCUAUAAAUGUAAUAUUCUCCCUUGGUGAGGUUCAAAUCUAUAUCAUAAUACUAUAAGGCGGCUCGCUAAAGUGCCAUUUGGGGGUCGUGUUUCGUCUCGAAAUUUUGCACGUUUGCAGGUGAUAUGUUAUCCUGAUGCAACGUCAUGUUUAUUUUCGGAAAUUUACUUCAGCGGAGCAGUAAUGAGGGAUUUUUAAUCGGACACGGUCAAUUCUCCUUAUCACUCACGGAAGCCAAGCCAUUGCUGUUCAGUUAUGCAGGGGAUUAAUGAAUCACCUGCACUCCCUGUGGGGUGACUAACACUACCUGUUGAACGGCUGGCUGUAGGGGGAUGAUUGGAACAGCCUGUACACGUGUUGACCUGCUGAACCAAGGUUAAUGUUAUUUUCAAUCCACGAUUGUAGGUCACCUGAUCUUCGAGAUUUCGCGGGAAAGAAAUUGUAAACAAACGCAUGUGUGCAGUUCAAAUGUAAACAAAAAUGUAUUUUGAUACUUUUGGUUGCUGGACUUGGGUUUUCCCGCAGUAAGGAGCUGGGGUCAAAUUGAUGGUCUAUCGUAUAUUGGUACUGUAUUAGCCAGAGCUAGCCCUUGAUUAUGAAGGGAUUUUCAAAUUAAGGUUACAAUGGUAUGUUUAUGUGCUCACCACAGCUUUCAAAACUUGAUGUAUCUGAAGAGGCACUCUGAACUUGGCAUGGCCUUAUCAAGGAGCUGCUCACGGUGCUGAACUUCUAGCUUGCCUGUCGAGUUAGUGCCUUGCCCGAGAUCAUGCUACAUGUAGGAGGAGCACGCAUUUUAAAGUUUUAGUAGUGAUAGUGCAAUUGGUCCGAGCCAUUUGGAGGCCGACAUGUGAAGGCCUAUCUGGGUUCUCCUUCAUCUCCGUAUAAAAAGGGGCAUAUUGCUGACUAAGGAACGAGGUAUAUUCACAUUGCCUCAUCAUCUCAUUCGGACCAAUUGAUUUACUUUUAUAUGCACGCAUACAGCACGCCACAGGGUCCGAGUCUGUGGACAAAUGGUUGGUUUAAUUUGUCUCUUCGAUAUUGCUCCUUUGAUAUUGCAUUAUAUUUUCAUUGCAAUUCAAUCUAUUCAAGGUAUAGCCCAUUUGAACCUGCCUGCGCCACGGGUACAAUGCUAGUGAUAAAUAAUUCCGCUUUUUGUGAAUUGGUGCUGCCAACUGGUGUCUUGUAGCAGAACUAAAAUGUCCUCCUCCAAUUUAAAGGGGAUAUGACCACUUCUGGUUUCAAGUUUCAGAAACUGAAGGGAGACGUUCACUCUACCUUUAUCUUGUUACCAUGGAAACUCACCUGAACAGACAAAAAAAGACAACAUUCAAUAAUUUUAGAGAAAUCACAUUUUCUUGUCCAAGAACAAUUAGUCGAAUGGCUCGACAAACCACACAUAGAUGUCUGAGGUCAAACAAUUAAAACAGCUGAGCUCAGCGAUAAAAAUACCCCAAAUAUUUCAAAGUCCGUGCCAAUAUUUGACAACCUCUAACAUGUCUUAUAAUAAUCAGCUGUUUCAAUCUCCAGGCAGGGGUUGAAUCAAAAUAUCACUGGCUGGAGAUCAGUUAAGGUAGCAGACGAUGAAUGUGUCAUGUGAUCAAAACAAAGUCACAUGAUGAGAUUGAGAAAACAUCAACAAAUUCAAGUUUUAGCCAUUUGGUUCAUAUUUAUCUUUUGGCCAGGUCCUUUUAAUGUAUGCUACACAACCGGUAUCUAUUGUACUGAAUAUUGCAUUACGGUGUGUAUUGUCUAUUGUAAUGAAUAUUGCAUUGCAUUAGGCCAUGGGAAUGAUUAAUCCUGUUUACCGUCCGAGAGAUUUAAAAAGAUGAUGAGGCUUCUUUUCAUUUUUCAUUAUUCAUUAUCGGUUUACAGUCUGAUUUACUGGUCAAAACACGCGAUUCAGCAAGUUCCAGUAAAUGGAAAUCAGGUCGGUCAUCAACAUGAGGCAUUGAAAAAAUGUCAUUAUUAUGAUGAAGAGCCUACCCUGCCAAGUUUUUAUUGUGUUUUUCAAUCAUUUAAGGUAAAGAUGAACCACUGGAAAGAUUAUUUAAAUAAAAAAAUGAUGGCAACAAUAAAAUAAAUAGAUUUUUUUUAAAAAUAAUGAAAAUAUUUCAUGUUCGUUCAGAACCCAUGUGGGAGGUGGACGGUAAACAGGAUUAAUAAUUCCCAUGGGAGAGGUUCAAAAGGCUCUCGAGGGGGGCAAAAUGAUCAAUUUCUUUCGAAAUUUCCAUGGACAUUCAUGAUAAAAACCACAUUUUUGGCGACCCCUUGGGGCAGAGCCCCCCCCCCCCACUGGAUGCACUCAUGUUUUGCUCUCUACAUGUGCACUUUAUCUUAUGUAUUGUUGUGAAUCUAUAAAUGUAAUGUUCUCCCUUGGUGAGGUUCAAAUAAUAAACAAUUCUGCUUUUUGUGAAUUGGUGCUGCCAGCUGGUGUUUUGUAGCAGAACUAAAAUGUCCUCCACCAAUUUAAAGGGGAUAUGAUCACUUCUGGUUUCAAGUUUCAGAAACUGAAGGGAGACGUUUACUCUACCUUUAUCUUGUUACCAUGGAAACUCACCUGAAAAGACAAAGAAAGACAACAGUCAAUAAUUUUAGAGAAAUGUGAAAUCUGGAGACAAAAAAAAGACUUUUAAGCACCCUGCCUAUUUAUAGACUGUGUGCUUUUCUCCCAAGCUCUGUUUUCUAGCUGAUUCACUGAAAAUAUCUGGAGUUAACUCUUGAUGAUUUUCAAAUAGUUUCAUUUUUAUAAACGGUAAAGUGCCCUCGCACACUGAAGAUUUUUGUCGCAGAGAUCUGCAUCAUCACUUGCAACACUCAUCUCACAAGAAUCAGUAAUCGCGGAAGCCA
Messenger RNA from Lineus longissimus, 7370 nucleotides. RefSeq lists its product as uncharacterized. The record is from RefSeq and is a predicted model, not a curated record. Gene Ontology annotation, biological process: protein monoubiquitination. Lineage: Eukaryota; Metazoa; Nemertea; Pilidiophora; Heteronemertea; Lineidae. The transcript is spliced from 2 exons. Gene Ontology annotation, molecular function: ubiquitin protein ligase activity; zinc ion binding. Bases 235 to 2349 code for a protein of 704 amino acids.